Benincasa hispida (wax gourd) is the source of this 3302-nucleotide messenger RNA. RefSeq lists its product as uncharacterized. Gene Ontology annotation, biological process: transmembrane transport. Gene Ontology annotation, molecular function: calcium ion binding. Lineage: Eukaryota; Viridiplantae; Streptophyta; Magnoliopsida; Cucurbitales; Cucurbitaceae. The record is from RefSeq and is a predicted model, not a curated record.
GAUAGGCUUUUCAGUCUUCAACUGCUGGUUCCUUCUUCUUCUGCUUCGUCUGCCACUCGUCUCUCUAACAAAGCAUAAACCAAAGCCGUUGCCCAAAUUCCACUCGUCUUCUUCUCAUCUUUCUUUCAUUCUCUGCUACAAUGGCGAGCUAGAACCUUUUUCUCUCUCUUUCUUUAUCCACAAAUGGAUUGCUUUUGAGCUUUGCCGAAAUGUGUGGUACGCUUCGAUUUCAACUCCGUCUCUUUGGGUUUUAUCGGUUUCGGAUUCAAUUAUCGCCCUCCUUAUUUUCUUCAAUCGCUUAUCCACACCGCCUGUUCGGUGAUUUCGUUGAAAGUUUGUGUAGUUUAGGAGUUGUUAGUAAUGGUGUCUGCUAAUGACCCAAUCGAAUCUUUUUUCAACUCGAUUCAAGUUGUUAAGGAAGCGCUUUCGCCUGUCGAAUUGGGCUUCCGGAAAGUAGCGAAGGAUCUUGAGUACUGUUUACCGGGGCAUAAGAAUGAGGAAAAUUUCAUAAGAUUGAUUUUGCGACCUAAGGAUGAGGAUAAGCAGAGCCAAGGUGAGAUCUGUGGUACGAAGGUACGGGGUCCUUAUGUUGCUGGGGAUAAACGGAAGCAAGGUUUAUCCAUUAACGUUCCAGUAAAGGCUUUCUUAGGAAACUUCUCGCGGAAGUCGGUGAAUUCGGAGGCUUCUGAUAGUGCAUUGAAAGAGGAAGAUUUGGCUAAGGAGGAGGCAUCUUGUGCGAACUGCUUGCAGUUUGCAGUCUCUUGGUCUUUGUUGGUUAACAAUGUUGUUCAGGCACUUCCCCGCCCUUUUAAAACAAUUAAGAAGCGAUUACAGAAAACGGAUGAGGAGGAAAAGAUAGGUUUGUGCACGAAGCAAAAAGUUUCACGUGAGUCAAAACGAAGGCAGAAGGAGAAGCAGCAUAAUAAACCAUUUCAGGAAAGUUUGAGGCACGAUGAAGGAAAACAUGUGCCAUUUGAGUGCUUAAUAGGUUUUGUUUUUGAUCAGUUGACACAGAAUCUUCAAAAGUUCGAUCUUCACGGGGCAGGAAAUGUUGAUAAGUGCUAUGAUACUUCCCCACAGUCACCAUUGUCCCCUCAGGUUGAUCAUUUCAAGGCUGUGGCAAGCAUUUGGGAAGGUCGAAAAGCAGAAGUAAAUGGGUUUUUCGGGAACUUGAGGUUUGCAAGAGUUGGAGGUGUUCCAUCAGGCAUAGUGGGAGUCAGUUCUUCUGUGAACGAGGGGGAUGAUGGGGUAUCUGCUCAGAGUAGGGAAGAAACUAGUGGAAUUUCACCACAAAAACUAGCGAGUGGUAUUCUUAGCAUUCCUCUCUCUAAUGUUGAACGCUUGAGAUCUACAUUAUCUACUGUGUCAUUGACCGAGCUUAUUGAGCUUUUACCACAAGUAGGGCGGUCUUCUAAAGAUUAUCCAGACAAAAAGAAAUUGAUCUCAGUUCAGGACUUCUUCAGAUACACAGAGGCUGAAGGAAGGAGGUUCUUUGAGGAGCUGGAUAGGGACGGUGAUGGCCAAGUGACUAUGGAGGACCUUGAAAUUGCAAUUAGAAAGAGAAAAUUGCCCAAACGAUAUGCUCGGGAGUUCAUGAAUCGCACUAGAAGUCACAUAUUUUCGAAGUCAUUUGGUUGGAAGCAAUUUUUGUCCUUCAUGGAACAGAAGGAACCAACCAUUCUACGUGCAUAUACUUCUCUCUGUCUCAGCAAGUCAGGGACUUUGCAAAAAAGUGAAAUAUUGGCAUCACUUAAGAAUGCUGGACUCCCUGCCAAUGAAGACAAUGCUGUUGCUAUGAUGCGAUUUCUUAAUGCAGACACUGAAGAAUCUAUCUCAUACGGACAUUUUCGAAAUUUUAUGUUGCUUCUUCCUUCAGAUCGACUGCAAGAAGAUCCACGGAGUAUCUGGUUUGAAGCUGCUACGGUUGUUGCUGUUCCACCGCCUGUGGAAAUACCUGCUGGCAGUGUUCUAAGAUCUGCAUUGGCUGGGGGUCUUUCUUGUGCUCUGUCUACUUCUUUAAUGUUUCCAAUCGAUACAAUUAAGACUCGCGUACAGGCAUCAUCAUUGACUUUCCCUGAAAUCAUAUCCAGGAUUCCACAGAUAGGUGUGCGAGGUCUGUACCGCGGCUCAAUCCCUGCCAUUCUAGGACAGUUUUCAAGUCAUGGUUUGCGAACUGGAAUAUUUGAAGCAACUAAACUUCUUCUGAUAAAUGUAGCUCCGACACUACCAGACAUACAGGUCCAAUCCCUUGCAUCGUUCUGGAGUACAUUUUUGGGAACUGCAGUGCGGAUCCCAUGUGAGGUAUUGAAGCAGAGGUUGCAGGCAGGACUCUUUGACAAUGUAGGACAGGCCAUUCUGGGGACUUGGAACCAAGAUGGCCUGAAGGGGUUUUUCCGUGGGACUGGUGCCACUCUUUGUAGGGAAGUUCCAUUCUAUGUUGCCGGCAUGGGACUUUAUGCUGAAUCCAAAAAGGCUGCUGAGAAACUUCUUUCACGAGAACUUGAGCCAUGGGAAACAAUUGCAGUUGGGGCAUUGUCAGGCGGGCUAGCUGCUGUUGUUACAACACCUUUCGAUGUGAUGAAGACAAGAAUGAUGACAGCUCAAGGUCGAUCAGUAUCAAUGUCAUUCGUUUUCGUUUCAAUUCUUCGCCACGAAGGCCCCAUCGGCUUGUUCAAAGGAGCAGUUCCUAGGUUCUUCUGGAUUGCGCCUUUGGGUGCCAUGAACUUUGCAGGCUAUGAACUAGCAAGGAAAGCAAUGGACAAAAAUGAAGAGGUAGCAGCAGCUGACCAAUUGUCUCAAAAGAAAGCCGCAGCUGGUUCUGGUUAAACUCCUCACUCCCCUCCUCUUUUUGGAUCCCGUCAUAAAGGUCGUGGUUUCGAAGCAUUUUGUCCACGUAAAACCCGCACACUCCCUCUGGUUGUUCUGGGUUUUCUUUUUCCUCACUAUAUUUUCACAGAAAUCAGUUGGAUGGAUUUUCAUCUGUCGACAUCACUGCCAUUUUCUUCAAGACUUGAUGUUACUUUCAAGUUUCAAUCGAACUUUUCUUAGCUUUUCAAUUUUUUCUGGGUAGACAUUUGAGCUUCCCUUCUGGCAAUUUAGAUCUAAAUAUCUCUCUCUCUCUAUAUAUAUAUAAAUACAUGCUGAAUGUAUUUUGCCCGAACAAAUAUCAAGUUGCACAUUUUUGUACAUUUAUGCCAGCCACCCCUUUGUUUUCCAAGUGUUUCAAGUUUUACAUAGAUAGAUACAUACAUGGUCUAUUAAUGUGCACAUUUUUGUACAUUUAUGCCAGCCCCCUUGUCUUC